UGACAUUUAAAUGGUGCGGACCCGCUGGGAUGGUUCCGGGGAUCCUCAUUAAUGGGCUCUUUUAUUCGAUCCUUAUUUCACCUAAUUUAGAGAUAAUGGUCCCGGUGGAAUAUCAGUAAAGUUGCUUACAUAAAAGAUGACCAACCUAACGCAGGAGACGCGAUAACCUGAAGCUAACCUGGUGCUAAACCGAGCCUGUGGCGCUGCUUCCAGCCAGUAUGGACGGCUGUCAGUUCGCGCUUAUCGCCGUUCUUCUAACGGCUGGUUCGGUUGUCGGGAACCCGGAGACUCUCGCUCAUGAAGACGGUGCUCCACCUUCAAGAAUUGCUGUGGUUGGAGCAGGGAUAGGAGGCAGCGCCACGGCCCAUUUCCUUCGACAACACUUCGGCCCGGAGGUUCAGGUGGACGUCUUCGAGAAGGGCGAGGUCGGAGGCCGUCUGGCCACCGUGACGGUCAACAACAAUGAAUACGAGUCUGGAGGCUCCAUCAUUCACUCCCUUAACUUGCACAUGCAGGAGUUUGUCAAACAGCUGGGUUUAAAAUAUCGCCGGAAUGUAGCGGGAAAGACGGCGGUUUUUAACGGCGAAGAGGUGAUUUUGGAGGAGACCGACUGGUACCUGUUGGACCUAUUCCGCCUGUGGUGGCGCUACGGGAUCAGCUUCAUACGGCUGCAGAUGUGGGUGGAGGAAAUUAUGGAGAAAUUUAUGAGGAUUUAUAAAUACCAGGCUCACGGCUACACCUUCAGCUCCGUGGAGGAACUCCUGGACUCUCUGGGAGGCAGCGGCUUCAUCAACAUGACCAGAAGGCCGCUCUCCGAUUCGCUGCUGGAGCUGGGCGUGUCGCAGCGUUUCAUCGAUGAAGUCAUCGCUCCCAUCAUGAGGGUCAACUACGGACAGAAUGUCAGCAUCCCUGCCUUUGUAGGCGCCGUUUCUCUGGCUGGUGCCCAGAACAACCUGUGGGCGGUGGAAGGAGGCAACAAGCAUGUGUGUCUUGGACUCCUGAAGAUGGCUAACGCUAACGUACUGAAGGCACAGGUCACCUCCAUUUCCCCUGUCCGCUCAGGGGAUAUGCUGCAGUACCAGCUGAGCUACUCCAGUGAAUCAGGAGCCGGAUCGGAGCUGUACGACAUCGUUGUUUUGGCGACGCCGCUACAGGCCAGCGUUGGUUCUGGACUUCAGUUCCAAGACUUCGCUCCUCCCCUGGACGAGCUGCCCGGCAGCUAUCACGGCACUGUGGCAACAAUCGUUCACGGUUACCUCAACACGUCUCUUUUCGGUUUCCCGGACCCCCGCCUGUUCCCUUACGCCAGUGUCCUCACCACUGAGACGGACGGCCUGUUCUUCAACAGCGUGGCCAGCGUCUGUCCCGUCAACAUCUCUGCCGGCUUUCGCCGCAAGCAGCCGCAGGAGGCCGGAGUCUACAAGGUGUUUUCGCCUCAGACAUUGGACAAGUCUCAACUCAAAACACUCUUCAGGUCGUACUAUUCAGCCCAGGUGACGGAGUGGCAAGCCUACCCUCACUACGGCAGCAGCCAGGGGCUGCCACCUAUAGAGCUGCACCCCAAUCUCUAUUACCUCAAUGGCAUCGAGUGGGCCGGCAGUGCCAUGGAGAUGAGCUCAGUGGCUGCCAAGAACAUCGCCCUGCUGGCCUACCACCGUUGGAACAAACAGUCGGACAUGGUGGACCAGAAAGAUCUCAUGCACAGAAUCAAAACUGAGCUCUGAUCCUCUGAAAUCUGCUGUAAACAUCUUUUUUUGUUCUUCUUGCUUUUUUUUGUGGGAGGGGACCAGAGAAGUGUUUUAUAAGAUGGUGAUACAAGCGUACAGAAAAGCCUCAGCCUUUUUUUUUUAGAGGAUAUAAAGGAACUUGACCUAGUUUCUAAAUAAAAGUAUAAAUAUGAUUUGUCAUAAAUAAAAAUCAUGUAUUGGACUAUUUUAAAGCAAACCUAAAACCCAAUGAUUUGGAUUCCUGUUUUACAAUAGCUACAAAUAUUACAGAGGAGAGCUGAUGCAGAGGCUGUACCACAAAGCAAGCGCUACAUAGCCAGGUUACUUCCAGCCUAUCCAGUUUAACUAAUCCACAACAAUGGCAAUCAGGAUCAGCGGUACCAAGAAGCUGGUUACCAACUCUAACUAGACCAAGCUAGAGCUGAUCAUG
Molecule: messenger RNA, 2157 nt
Organism: Cyprinodon variegatus (sheepshead minnow)
Lineage: Eukaryota; Metazoa; Chordata; Actinopteri; Cyprinodontiformes; Cyprinodontidae
Gene: pcyox1l
Product: prenylcysteine oxidase 1 like
Exons: 7
Coding region: 219-1724 (501 amino acids)
Biological process (GO): prenylated protein catabolic process; prenylcysteine catabolic process
Molecular function (GO): prenylcysteine oxidase activity
Source: RefSeq, a predicted model, not a curated record